Molecule: messenger RNA, 1776 nt
Organism: Acanthosepion pharaonis
Lineage: Eukaryota; Metazoa; Mollusca; Cephalopoda; Sepiida; Sepiidae
Source: the annotation of a GenBank genome assembly
AUGUUGCCUUACUUUUUUUCUGUCCACGUGAUUCUACAAGAUGAUUUUAUUUCUUAUACUCUGUCAAGCGCUCUCUCUUUGUCUGCCUCGCUCUCUCUUUGUCUGCGGCACUUUGUUUUCGCGGGCUCUGUUUCCCGCGGCACUUUGUUUUCGCGGGCUCUGUUUCCCGCGGCACUUUGUUUUCGCCGGCUCUGUUUCCGCGGCACUUUGUUUGCGCCGGCUCUGUUUCCCGCGGCACUUUGUUUGCGCCAGCUCUGUUUCUGUUUCCGCGGCACUUUGUUUGCGCCGGCUCUGUUUCCCGCGGCACUUUGUUUGCGCCGGCUCUGUUUCCCGCGGCACUUUGUUUGCGCCGGCUCUGUUUCCGCGGCACUUUGUUUGCGCCGGCUCUGUUUCCCGCGGCACUUUGUUUGCGCCGGCUCUGUUUCCCGCGGCACUUUGUUUGCGCCGGCGGCUGUUUCCCGCGGCACUUUGUUUGCGCCGGCUCUGUUUCCCGCGGCACUUUGUUUGCGCCGGCUCUGUUUCCCGCGGCACUUUGUUUGCGCCGGCUCUGUUUCCCGCGGCACUUUGUUUGCGCCGGCUCUGUUUCCCGCGGCACUUUGUUUGCGCCGGCUCUGUUUCCCGCGGCACUUUGUUUGCGCCGGCUCUUUCCCCUCCUCAACGUUCUUUCUUCUAACCAACUUCCUUCCCUUUUCUCUCUCUGCGUUCUCACUCCCCCUUUCUGUCAUCUCGCUUUCCUCCCGCUCCCUCCCUCCUUCGCUCUCUUGUCCUUUCUCGCUUUCCUCCCGCUCCCUCCCUCCUUCGCUCUCUUGUCCUUUCUCGCUUUCCUCCCGCUCCCUCCCUCCUUCGCUCUCUUGUCCUUUCUCGCUUUCCUCCCGCUCCCUCCCUCCUUCGCUCUCUUGUCCUUUCUCGCUUUCCUCCCGCUCCCUCCCUCCCUUCGCUGUCUUGUCCUUUCUCGCUUUCCUCUCGUUCCUCUUACCUUUCUCUCGCUGUUUCUUUUCGCUCUUCUCCCACUUCCCUCUCAGCUCUUUCUUCUUGCUCCUAACCGCCUUCUCUCUCUCCCUCUUCCUCUAUCACGAAAUCAAUUCUUUAAUCUUUUUCAUUUCUUUUUCUUUAUCCUGUCUCUUUUUCAUUCCUAAUCCGAUUCAUAAUUUUCAUUUAUUUCUUCACAAUUUUCCUUCACUGAAGCUAAGAAAUCUUCGAUCUGCAUCUUGUAAAUUCGAUUUUUUUCUCCCCCUUCCCAACCUCUCUUUCUUCUUGCUCCUCUCCCCCUUCCCAACCUCUCUUUCUUCCCGCUCCUCUCUCCCUUUCCAAUCUCUUUCUUCACGCUCCUCUUCCCCCUUUCUCUUGCUUCUUGCUUCUCUCCUCCUUGCCAAUCUCCCGUUCUUCACCCUCCUCUCCCCACUUACCGAUCGCUCUUUAUACUCGCUCCUCUCCCUACUACCCAUUCGCUUUUUCUUUUCGCUCAUCUUCUCCGUUCGCUGUUUCUUUUCGCUUUCCUCCCACUUCCUAAUCGCUCUUUCUUUUUGCUCCUCUCCCCCUACCCUUUUACUUUUUUUUCCUUCUCUCUUUUCUUUGUUUGGCUCCUCUCCCCUUCCUGUGGCUCUUUGUUUUGGCUCCUCUCCCCCCUUCCCUGUGGCUCUUUGUUUUGGCUCCUCUCCCCCUUCCCUGUGGCUCUUUGUUUUGGCUCCUCUCCCCCUUCCCUGUGGCUCUUUGUUUUGGCUCCUCUCCCCCUUCCCUCUCUGCAAUAGAUCAACGCCUCUAUGCAGUGGACCGUGA